Messenger RNA from Medioppia subpectinata, 1638 nucleotides. The record is from the annotation of a GenBank genome assembly. Lineage: Eukaryota; Metazoa; Arthropoda; Arachnida; Sarcoptiformes; Oppiidae.
AUGUAUAAAUUGGGAAUAACUUCACUCUUACUCUCACUUGUUUUACUCGGGACUCAAUUGCCCCAUACAUUGGUUGAGUCUAAGGCCCUAUUAUGCCGUCCAUCGCCUAAAUGGACAGUCAAUAACGGAACCGUUGACCCAAUGAAGGAGUCGUUUGGAAACGUAACAUUGGUCACUUUAAUUGACGUCUCGUAUCGGUUCGGCUUAAAACAGGCCUCGAGUUUGGAAAAUAUGUUAAGAUUUCUCAAGAAAUCGGGUCUAAAAGACAUCCACUUUAUUCUGAUUAACUCGAAGGAUAUCGACGCUAAGCAAAAGCUGAAAGAUGUCACACAAAAAGUAUCGUUUGGUGUCUAUCAGGAAAAUGAAAGCGAUUUGAUUUGGAGUGCAUUGGAUGGCGGAAAGGAUGAUAUGUUUAUAUACGACAGAUGUGGUCUUUUGACAUAUUAUAUACCGUUCCCAUUGAGUAUAAUCCACGCGCAACAGCCUAUACUUCAAGCGGCACUUUUGUCCACUUAUUUUGACAAUCCGUGCGGCGAGUCGUGUGACUCAUUAGGAGCUGAAGCCAUACUUUCCAACACCACUUCAAUUAUCACGGAUUCAUUGAAUAUAACAACGACUGAGUCCUCAUUGAGUUCAAGGACUGAUCCCAUGACUACAACUACUCUUAACAUGACAUUUGACGAUACAUUUCCUGUCGGCUUAAAUGAGUCGCAAGCGUUUGAAUCCAAUGCCACGUCUAUUGAUUUGAGCGAAGAUAAUGUCAUCGUUUUAGAGACGACAGAAACCAGCGAUGGAUCGAUUGGCGAAGAUUUCAGUGGUUCCGGAAGUGGUGACUCACCCAUCGAACAGACGCCUCAAGUGAGUACUCAAACCAAUAAUUCAUCGCUGAAUGGGAACCGAGAAGAGGACGAGUGGAAGAUUUUGGACUUCUUUAAGUCCGACGACAACCGUUCGGAUAAAGAGAUUUUUGAAGAGAUAUACAACAAAAGUAUCGCAGAAUUGGAUCCCAUUUCAAAGACCGACACAAAACCGGUCGAGACGUUGAAUGAAACGCAAACGACUACCGAAGCGAUUGAAGUGCCGCUAAACGUGUCCAACGCGUCGGCCAUUACUAGCGAACCGCCGGUCGGGCUAUCGAUUGGCUCUAAAAACCCGUUGCGAACGAAGAUAUCGUUCUUCAACUCCGCUUCGCGGGCGAAGUGCGAGACAUUCAAUCAGUCGAUGUGUAUGGAGUGGUCGACGGAUCGUCUCCUUCGGGCGCGACUCUGUUGUCUGACAGAUGUGUUGGCUUACGAGGACUCGGGCUUCGGUUGCGGACACUUUGAACGCUCCAAAUGUAAUCGAAUGCUUCCACUCAUCAAAUGCUGUCUAAAAGACUUUUCCCAACUUUUAGACAACUAUUUCCAAACAAUUCGUGUGACUCCUCGGCCUUUACGACAGAAAUUUCGCUAAUUUUUGAUUGCGAUUAUUUAUAUUAAAACCAUUGAUAAGCUUUUGGUGUAAGGAUAUAAUGAUAAGGAGUAGAGAUAAAGUGAAAGGUCUUUCGGAGUUAUUUGAAUAAAUCCUUUGUAUAUUUGUGUCUUAUUUAUCAAAUUUCCACUUUUAAGCCUUCAUUUCAUUUAAACAUUUUGCUUAAAC